AUGGCUACACCGUCUGUGACGUCAUUGGCGAUCGAGAGCAUAGUAUUCCCUCCGACCAUGAAGGCACCGGGAUCCACCAACAACUUCUUCCUUGGCGGCACAGGGGCUAGAGGUAUCCAAAUCCAAGACAAAUUCGUCAAAUUCACCGCCAUUGGUGUUUAUUUGCAGGAUAUCGCUGUUCCAUAUCUUGCAGAGAAAUGGAAGGCCAAAUCUGCUCAUGAAUUAACGGAUACCGUUCCCUUCUUCAGAGACAUCGUUACAGGUCCAUUUGAGAAAUUUAUGCGGGUGACAAUGAUCAGACCAUUGACAGGGCAAGAAUACUCAAACAAAGUGUCUGAAAAUUGUGUAGCCAUUUGGAAGUCUCUUGGGAUUUAUACUAAUGAAGAAAUCAAAGCAAUAAACAAGUUUGUUUCUGUUUUCAAAGAUGAAACAUUUCCACCAGGCUCCUCUAUCCUUUUCACAGUAUCACCCAAAGGAUCAGGAUCAUUAACGAUAAGUUUCUCAAAAGAUGGAUCUAUUCCAGAGGUUGAGACAACAGUUAUAUCCUGCGUCAAAGAUCACCUCGCCUUCAAAAUCAUAGCAGCUGCUUAGUUAUAAGUUUCAAAU
Messenger RNA from Medicago truncatula (barrel medic), 606 nucleotides. Its product is annotated as chalcone--flavonone isomerase 2. Gene Ontology annotation, biological process: flavonoid biosynthetic process. NCBI's taxonomy places the organism in Eukaryota, Viridiplantae, Streptophyta, Magnoliopsida, Fabales, Fabaceae. The coding region runs from base 1 to 591 and encodes 196 amino acids. The record is from RefSeq and is a predicted model, not a curated record. The transcript has 3 exons. Gene Ontology annotation, molecular function: chalcone isomerase activity.